This is a messenger RNA of Acyrthosiphon pisum (pea aphid), 3254 nucleotides long. RefSeq names its product chorion peroxidase-like. The transcript is spliced from 15 exons. Lineage: Eukaryota; Metazoa; Arthropoda; Insecta; Hemiptera; Aphididae. The coding region runs from base 294 to 2486 and encodes 730 amino acids. The record is from RefSeq and is a predicted model, not a curated record. Gene Ontology annotation, biological process: response to oxidative stress. Gene Ontology annotation, molecular function: heme binding; peroxidase activity.
UAUACUAAUUUUAAUAAUACAAUUUGGAUUGUAAAUUUUCUCUCGGGUUAUGCACACUAUUGAUUUUAUGUCAUACAUUUUCCUAGUUGUGGUUGGCUAAUAGUGAAAGGUAAAUAUUAUUUUGUCGUAUUGAAAAACAGGUGGUGGAAGAUUUUCGUGGGAAAGAUGUUGGUCUUUGAGAUUGUUUCUUUGUCCGCGCACACGUGUAUCUGAAACGCAACAGACAACUACGGUGCGUGUUUGUUGUGCGAUAUAUUUUGUUAAAAAUUUGAUGGACAGUACUUGAAAUUGCCAUGAUGAUUUGCUACAGUUUAUUUGUAACUGUCAGUUCAGUUCUGGCACUAUGCACUUUUGGAACAGCUCAAUCUUUAGAUGGCGAAUGUGCACUACAUCUAACUGGUCCAGGAAGAACUAGUUUUUUCGAUUUUAAUACUAACACAUUGAGGGGUGGUCCAUUAGGUAUGGGUCAAUCAGGUCAGUGUAUCACUUAUGAAGCAGUCAACCAAGCAUACGUAGAUGCCAGAAAAAGAAUUAACGUGGCACAAACAAAUGCAGACAAGUGGACAGCUCAGGAAUUGGCAUCCGUCGGGGAACUAUUGUUGGACAUAUCCAUACAGUUGACUAAAAACUAUGGACUUUCGUACGAAGAAGUAGAAAAAGGAUUGCCUCAGAUAGACACGUCUAGGACUUUGAUCAGAGAGGUGUGUCCGGCUUUCUUGUCCAACGUCGAGUGCAGACCGGGCAAGUACAGGAGAUAUGACGGUCUGUGUAACAACGUCAAACAUCCGACGUGGGGCGCUAGCAAUACGCCUUUUUCCAGGCUGGUUGGACCGCUGUUUUCCGACGGAAUGAGUGCACCAAAAGUCAGCAGCCUCAAUAACCGAGAUCUACCGAUAGCCAGAGUGGUUUCCAGGACGAUGCAUCCCGAUGAGGGAUACCACGAACACGCGGCUACCGUGUUGUUGGUCGCAUUUGGUCAGUUCAUGGACCACGAUUUCACACUCAUGGGAACGCCCGCUGACCCAAUUACCAAGAAUGAACCAGAAGAAUGCUGCAAUCGACCUCCGCAUUUAAAACAUCCUUACUGCAACGAAAUACCUGUUCCUGAUGAUGAUUACUUUUACAGUAAAUUCAACGUUAAAUGUAUCGAUUUUGUAAGAGCUUUUCCAUCAGUUAGACCAGGAUGUCGCUUAGGCUCAAGGGUACCGUUCAAUACGUUGACAGGAGUAAUAGACGCAAAUACAGUUUACAGCGUCACUGAAGAUUACGCUAGACAUUUAAGAACUGGUUAUGCUGGUUUACUUCGCAUGAACCCAGCGUUUAUGGACCAUGGACUAAAAGAUUUGUUGCCUUUGAGACUUAAAGAUCCCGAUGAAGGAUGUACUAGAUUAAAACGUUCGCAAUAUUGUUUUGAUGCCGGAGAAGUACGAGUAAAUGAACAACUCGUACUUGCAACUAUGCAUAUUAUAUGGGCAAGAGAACAUAAUAGAAUAGCAAAAGAAUUCAUUAAAAUAAAUCCACAUUGGGAUGACGAAACUAUUUUCCAAGAAGCAAGACGGAUCGUUAUAGCAGAAAUUCAGCAUAUCACUUAUAACGAGUUUUUGCCAACAUUGCUUGGAAAAGGAGUGAUGGAAAAAUUCGGACUGCUAUUACAAAAAGAAGGCUAUUGGGAUGGUUAUGACUCGAAUGUUAACCCCAACAUCCUCUCCGAAUUUUCAGCAGCAGCUCUCAGAAUUGGUCACACAUUUUUGCCCACUUCGAUUGAAAGAUGGAGCAGAGCUCACAAAUUCAUAGCUUCUAAAAAAUUGUCCGAUCUUAUCCGCCGGCCAUAUGAUUUGUAUAGAGCUGGUGUUCUCGACGAGUACAUAAUGGGUUUGACUAAUCAAGUUGCUCAGGCUAUGGACGAUUCAGUAACGCAAGAGGUUACGAACCUGUUGCUGAAGAAACCGGGCAUGAGGUUUGGAGUGGAUUUAGUAUCAUUUAAUAUCCAAAGAGGCAGAGAUUUUGGUUUACCCGGAUACAUGGAAUACAGAAAGUUUUGUGGCCUACCAGCGUCUGACUUAUUCCAAAGUUUAUCAGGAGACAUGCCUAAUUCCACUAUUCACCGAUAUUCAACCAUAUAUGAUUCUCCAGAAGAUGUAGAUUUAUGGUCAGGUGGUGUAUCCGAAAAACCUUUACCCGGAAGCAUGGCAGGUCCGGUAUUUUCGUGUAUUUUGGCUACCCAAUUUAGUUAUGCUAAAAGAGGUGAUCGUUUUUGGUACGAACUGCCAAAUCAACCAUCUUCUUUUACUCCAGAUCAAUUACAAGAAAUCCGAAAAACAAGAUUAGCUCGAGUGUUGUGUGAUAACACUGAUUUGAUCGACACUAUUCAACUAUGGCCAAUUGUUCUUCCUGAUCAUGAAAUAAAUCCUCGAGUACCAUGUCGUAGCGGAAUUAUUCCAUCAUUAAACCUGAACAAAUGGGCUGAUUUCCCAACGACCUCGUGAAAUAUAUAGCCACAUUUAUUUUAGAUCGAACACCACCUAUACGAAAUAGUAUUUUAAUGAUACAUUUUCUUAAGUGAAGAGAGGGUUUUGGAAUCAUUGUAUUUAUUAUAAUCGAGUAUAUUAUUAUGUUGCUAGUUUUAUAAUUUAUAAUAUACACUAUCUAAGAGAUUUAUUUUCCUGUCAAUAAAUGUAUGUAUUUAAUUUGUUUUGUUGUAAUCAAGUGUAAAAUAAUAAUUAAUAUAUAACCUAGGUAUGCAUUAUUUUUGAAAAUAGUAUUUUGAUUUACAAUUAAUUAUUAUACAAUGCUAUCCUUUAACCGGCAACCUACAAAUUCACUUCAUUGUAAAAUGAUUCUGAAAUUUCGAUUUAUCAUAUUUUUUUGUACUUUUUGUGAUUUUAUGAUUUUAUGGAUAUCUUAAAACAUAUCGAAGACUUUUUUUAUUUUUAUAUAAUUUAUCACAUACAUUUUAUACAUCAAAUAAACUUUGAAACAUAUAUUAUUAUUUUUAUUAUUGUUUAAAAGAGUUGUUGUCAUUUACCAUUUAAGCUCGAUAGUCGAUAAUUAAAACACAACAUAUUACAUUUUGUGCAUUUAAACUUUGAAGAUUAAUUGCUCUUUUGUGUAUUAAUUUAGUCUUAACUCAAAACCGUUUUUACCGUAAUGUCAACUGCCUGGUAUUAUACUUAGAUGAUGUAGGACAGUUGAAAUGUUUGUAUUAAAAUAAAAUUGAAUUAUUAAAAAAAAUGACAUUUUUACCUUUGGAUUUA